Molecule: messenger RNA, 738 nt
Organism: Rhizophagus irregularis DAOM 181602=DAOM 197198
Lineage: Eukaryota; Fungi; Glomeromycota; Glomeromycetes; Glomerales; Glomeraceae
Source: RefSeq, a predicted model, not a curated record
AUGCAUAUUGAAGUUACUACAAAUAACAUGGUCAAUAGAAAGCCAUUAACAUUAAAAGAGGAGAUAUUGAAUGAAUUAGGAAUAAGGGAGUUAUUAUUAGAAGAAGAAAAUAAAGAUUCUUGUAAAGAAAAUUCAUUAACAUUAGUAGGCACUAAGUUCAUCUUGCAAGAAGGAAUAGGAGCAAAUGAAGGAGCGGUUGGAAAAAGGGUUGAAACUGGAAUAGUAGGCACAGAAGGAGUAACAGGCGGCCAAGAGAUAUUUAGUAGGGCAGGAAGAAGGAGCAGAGAAUUAUUGAGCAUGAUCAUUAGCAAGAUUGUCAGAUUUGUUAGCAUUAUGGUUGCCAGCAUUAACAUGGUGAGUAGUGGAUCACAAGACUUGAAUCUGAAUCAAGAAUACUGGCUAGCUCCUUGUCAAGGGUGGAAAGAAGAGAACUUUGCCCUGAAAACUGAUAGUUUGUUCCAUGGCAGAAUCCAUAGUUUCUUGCCACAUCAUAUUACUUGGCAAUUUUGUCGAUUACUGCCAGUACUUGAUGUUCCUAUAUUCUCCAAGAACACAAGUGCUGAUGGAAAUUCCAAUAAAGGUAUAGCUGCAUAUAAACAUAUAAGAGAAGUAUUCAAGCUUGAUGUAAUUCUAAGGCAAACAGGUAAUUCAAACGAACAAAAAGAAUUCUGUGACAUACUUCUAAGGAUGCAUGAUGGGGAAAGCAGCCUUGACAAUUGGAAGAUACUCAGUACAUAG